Funneliformis mosseae is the source of this 972-nucleotide messenger RNA. Lineage: Eukaryota; Fungi; Glomeromycota; Glomeromycetes; Glomerales; Glomeraceae. The record is from the annotation of a GenBank genome assembly.
AUGAAAACCGAUUCUGCAAUAAAACAACGUUAUAAAUCACGCAGACGCCGUCAACCUCAGGGAACUGCCUCUCUAUCACAAUUAACCCUUCUUUCACAACAAAAAGAAAAGGCAACUUUAUUUUCUCUUCCGGCCGAGUUAAUUACUCGGAUUACAUAUUAUCUUACCUUACAAGAAUAUUCCCGCUUUUCACGUACAUGCAAAUAUCUUUGCACACAUUUUCAGAAAGAACUUAUCUUAUUUCUUAGAUAUGUCUAUGGCCUUUCUGUUAGAUCUGGUUCCUUAAUCCUAUUUGCUUAUGGGGCUCAUUUACAAUAUCGUGCACCAAAAUUACUUGAUCGUAUUUUAGACGAGUUUUUUGUUGAUGCUAAUGAUUCUCAUAAUACUGGACCUAACAUUAAUAAUAGGGUUUCACCGGCUUCACGUCAAGCAAAUUCACGGUGGCCUACAUAUUGGUCAGUUUUAUACUCACUCGACAAAGCACCUAAUUUAGAACCCCCGGUUAAUAAUACUAAUACACCGGGUAUAAGUUCUUGUUGUAAUGAAUGUUAUUUUCAACCACAUCAGAAUAUGUCAUGUUAUAAGUGCGCGUCUGCUCAAUAUCAAGGUUCAGAGUCAAUGACGAACCCAAAUCCAAAAUUACAAUUCCUUCAAAGAUAUGCGUCGAGAAUGAAUGCAAAAUUUGCUGGCCGUUCUGGAAGGUCCGUUUCAGGUGAAAGAUCACAUAAUAAUGGACGUCGUAAUGAAUGGCUCAUUACUGAUGUGAGACUCAAAAAAACUUACAAUAUGUUGAUCAUGCAAAACAUUCGGUACGGAGACAUCUCUCUUUUAAGAUUUUAUCUUGACAAAUAUGGUGCGCCAAUCAACGCGCAAGUAACAUUUUCACAAGAGGAGCAAGUAUAUCUUGGGGCGGACAGCGAAUUAAUGAAAUUGUUAGAUGAAUACCGUAUACGAGUUGUUCUGACCCCUUGA